Xenia sp. Carnegie-2017 is the source of this 380-nucleotide messenger RNA. RefSeq names its product ATP synthase subunit epsilon, mitochondrial-like. Gene Ontology annotation, cellular component: mitochondrial inner membrane. NCBI's taxonomy places the organism in Eukaryota, Metazoa, Cnidaria, Anthozoa, Malacalcyonacea, Xeniidae. Gene Ontology annotation, molecular function: proton-transporting ATP synthase activity, rotational mechanism. Gene Ontology annotation, biological process: proton motive force-driven mitochondrial ATP synthesis. The coding region runs from base 27 to 254 and encodes 75 amino acids. The record is from RefSeq and is a predicted model, not a curated record. The transcript is spliced from 3 exons.
CGGUAUUUACGCAUGCGCUCGAUUGUAUGUUGAAUAAAAUUGAUAAAUUAAAAUCUACAUCAAAAAUGGUUUCCCAAUGGAGGCAGAUUGGAAUGAGUUAUCUGCAAUAUUCUGCAAUUUGUGCAAGAGCUGUUCGACGCUGUCUUAAAUCUGAGUUUAAAAUUGAUUCGUCAAGACUUGACCAGACAAAUAUAAAAGUCACAAAAUGGACAGAUGGAAAGCCAGGAAAAGCCAAGAUUUAUGGAAGUCAAUGAUUCCAAGGGGAAAUUGCCAAGGAGGAAUUAAAGACAGUUGAAAUAUUUACAAUUGUUGUAUGCUCAACAUUAAAUGCUUGUGAUGUUGUGAUGUUAUUAAAGUAUUGCAAAAAUUUGAGACAAAAA